AUGUUAGAACAGACCUCCUUCUUGGUCACCCAGGAAAACGUCGAUGCUGUGCGCAAACUCAUCAUUGAAGAUAGACAUGUGACAUAUCGCGAGAUUGAGGCGUCCUUGAAGAUCUCAAAGACCUCAAUUCAAAAAAUUUUACAUGAAGAAUUAGGAGUAAGAAAAUUAGUUUCUCGUUGGAUACCCCACCAGUUGACUGAAGAGCAGAAAGCAGCCAGGGUUAAUUGGUGUCAAAAAACGCUUGACCGUUUCAAUUCCGGAAACUCAAAAAAUGUGUACAGCAUUGUUAGUGGUGAAGAAAAGCCAACAAAAGUCAUCCGUUCUCGAAGUGUUUCGAAAAAGAUGGACUCGACAUUUGUGUCAAAAGCGGGUCAUAUUGCAAAAAUUCCUCUUAAUGAGCAAAUAACUGUUACUGCGGAUUGGUAUAUCACCAUUUGUUUGCCAAAAUAUUUAACGGAAGAAAACGUUCCCGAUCUAAGUCCUAACGAUUUCUUUACUUUCCCGAAAAUUAGAAACAAACUGCGUGGUCAAAGGUUCCAGUCACCAGAAGAAGCAGUUGACGCAUUCAAAAAUGCCGUUUUGGAUCUGCCAGCAAACGAGUGGAAUGAGUGCUUCGAAAAUUGGUUCGAGCGCUUGCAGAUGUGUAUUAAUCUUCCCCUUCAACCUGACGAUUUUCCAGCAAGAGUGCGGUUUUGUGAGUGGUUGUUGCAUCAACAUGACAAUAAUCCGGACUUUUUGAAGUGCAUAUUGGUGACAGACGAAUCUACGUUCACGCGUAAUGGGACCAGACAAGCCGACGUCGAGGUAAUGUCGCAGCGCAUCGGCACUCGGUCUUUCUGCACGCCUGUACUGAAGAGAUGUGCAGCUGAGCUUGCGCCAGUUCUUUCGCUAGCGACUUCCUCUCUGAGGAGACACCUGAAGGUUAUCACUGUUUGGGGACGCAAGAAUCUGCUAGGCUAUUUGUUUAGGGAAAAGAAGUACUUUUCUCCUCAUAACCUCAUCAUUCUAUGA
Molecule: messenger RNA, 1011 nt
Organism: Acanthoscelides obtectus
Lineage: Eukaryota; Metazoa; Arthropoda; Insecta; Coleoptera; Chrysomelidae
Source: the annotation of a GenBank genome assembly